AUGGUCAUGUGCACUAGAUACACCUUGGGAUUGCCCAGUGUGGGCACAAUCUGCACUGAUGGACUCUAUGGCACAACCACAGAAACUGCUGCAACCUUCCACGUAACAGUCCGAGAUGACAACAGCAUUGCUGUCUCUCUAGAAGCCUCAGAUGUCAUCAGUCCAGCAUCUGUGUAUGUUGUGAAGAUAACUGGUGAAUCCAAAAAUUAUUUCUUCGAAUUUGAGGAAUUCAACAGCACUUUGCCUCCUCCUGUUAUCUUUAAGGCCAAUUAUCAUGGCCUUUAUUACAUUAUCACCCUGGUGGUGGUAAAUGGAAAUGUGGUUACCAAGCCAUCCAGAUCUAUCACUGUGUUAACAAAACCUCUACCUGUAACCAGUGUUUCAAUAUAUGACUAUAAGCCUUCUCCUGAAACAGGAGUCUUGUUUGAAAUUCAUUAUCCAGAAAAAUAUAAUGUUUUCACAAGAGUGAACAUAAGCUACUGGGAAGGGAAAGCCUUCCGGACAAUGCUAUACAAAGAUUUCUUUAAGGGAAAAACAGUAUUUAAUCACUGGCUGCCAGGAAUAUGUUAUAGUAAUAUCACCUUUCAGCUGGUUUCUGAGGCAACUUUUAAUAAAAGUACUCUUGUGGAGUACAGUGGUGUCAGCCAUGAACCGAAGCAGCACAGAACUGCUCCUUAUCCACCUCGAAAUAUUUCUGUUCGAAUUGUAAAUUUGAACAAAAACAACUGGGAAGAACAAAGUGGCAGUUUCCCAGAGGAAUCAUUCAUGAGAUCACCAGAAACAACAGAAAAAGACAGAAUCUUCCAUUUUACAGAGGAAACUCCUGAGCCACCUGGAAACAUUUCUUCUGGUUGGCCUGAUUUUAAUAGCAGUGACUAUGAAACUACGUCUCAGCCAUAUUGGUGGGACAGCGCAUCUGCAACUCCUGAAAGUGAAGAUGAAUUUGUCAGCGUACUUCCCAUGGAAUACGAAAAUAACAAUACACUCAGUGAGGCUGAGAAGUCUACUCCAGCCCCUUUCUCUUUCUUCCCUGUGCAAAUGAUAUUGAGCUGGUUACCCCCAAAACCCCCCACUGCCUUUGAUGGGUUCCAUAUUCACAUAGAGAGAGAAGAGAACUUCACUGAAUAUUUGACAGUGGAUGAAGAGGCGCAUGAAUUUGUUGCAGAACUCAAGGAGCCCGGGAAAUACAAGUUAUCUGUGACAACCUUUAGUGCCUCAGGAUCUUGCGAAACUCGAGAAAGUCAGUCAGCAAAAUCACUAAGCUUUUAUAUCAGUCCUACAGGAGAGUGGAUUGAAGAAUUGACAGAGAAGCCCCGGCAUGUGAGCGUCCAUGUUUUAAGCUCGACCACUGCUUUGAUGUCCUGGACAUCUUCCCAGGAGAACUAUAAUAGCACCAUUGUGUCUGUGGUGUCACUGACCUGCCAAAAACAAAAGGAGAGCCAGAGGCUUGAAAAGCAGUACUGUACACAGGUGAACUCAAGCAAACGUAUUAUUGAAAAUCUGGUUCCUGGUGCCCAGUACCAGGUUGUGAUGUACCUAAGAAAAGGCCCUCUGAUUGGACCACCUUCAGAUCCUGUGACAUUUGCCAUUGUGCCUACUGGAAUAAAGGACUUAAUGCUUUAUCCCUUGGGUCCUACAGCAGUGGUUCUGAGCUGGACCAGACCUUACCUAGGAGUGUUCAGAAAAUACGUGGUUGAAAUGUUUUAUUUCAAUCCUGCAACUAUGACAUCUGAGUGGACCACCUACUAUGAAAUAGCCGCAACUGUCUCCUUAACUGCUUCCGUGAGAAUAGCUAAUCUGUUGCCAGCAUGGUACUACAACUUUCGGGUAACCAUGGUGACAUGGGGAGAUCCAGAACUGAGCUGUUGUGACAGUUCCACCAUAAGCUUCAUCACAGCCCCAGUAGCUCCAGAAAUCACUUCUGUGGAAUAUUUCAACAGCCUGCUAUACAUCAGCUGGACAUAUGGGGAUGACACAACAGACCUGUCACAUUCUAGAAUGCUACACUGGAUGGUUGUAGCAGAAGGAAAGAAGAAAAUUAAAAAGAGUGUAACACGCAAUGUCAUGACCGCAAUUCUCAGCUUGCCUCCAGGAGACAUCUACAACCUUUCAGUAACUGCUUGCACUGAAAGAGGAAGUAAUACCUCCAUGCUCCGCCUUGUCAAGCUAGAACCAGCUCCUCCAAAAUCACUCUUUGCAGUGAACAAAACUCAGACUUCGGUGACUUUGCUGUGGGUGGAAGAGGGCGUAGCUGAUUUCUUCGAAGUCUUCUGUCAACAAGUUGGCUCUGGUCAGGAAGCCAAACUCCAGGAGCCAGUUGCUGUUUCUUCUCAUGUUGUGACCAUCUCUAGUCUCCUUCCAGCCACUGCUUACAACUGUAGUGUCACCAGCUUUAGCCACGACAGCCCCAGUGUUCCUACAUUUAUAGCUGUCUCAACAAUGGUUACAGAGAUGAACCCGAACGUGGUAGUAAUCUCAGUGCUGGCCAUCCUUAGCACACUUCUAAUUGGUCUGCUGCUUGUUACUCUCAUCAUUCUUAGGAAGAAACAUCUGCAGAUGGCUAGGGAAUGUGGAGCAGGAACAUUUGUCAAUUUUGCAUCCUUAGAGAGAGAUGGAAAGCUUCCCUACAACUGGCGUAGAAGCAUCUUUGCUUUCUUAACUCUGCUGCCUUCAUGUCUUUGGACUGAUUAUCUUUUGGCAUUUUAUAUUAACCCUUGGAGUAAAAAUGGCUUAAAGAAGAGGAAACUAACUAACCCGGUUCAACUGGAUGACUUUGAUUCUUACAUCAAGGAUAUGGCCAAAGACUCUGACUAUAAAUUUUCCCUUCAAUUUGAGGAGUUGAAAUUGAUCGGACUGGAUAUUCCACAUUUUGCUGCCGAUCUUCCACUGAACCGAUGUAAAAACCGUUACACAAACAUCUUGCCAUAUGACUUUAGCCGAGUGAGAUUAGUCUCCAUGAAUGAAGAGGAAGGUGCAGACUAUAUUAAUGCCAACUAUAUUCCUGGGUACAACUCACCCCAGGAGUACAUUGCCACCCAGGGGCCGCUGCCUGAAACCAGAAAUGACUUCUGGAAGAUGGUCCUACAACAGAAGUCGCAGAUGAUUGUCAUGCUCACUCAAUGCAAUGAGAAAAGGAGGGUGAAAUGCGACCAUUAUUGGCCAUUCACGGAAGAACCCAUCGCCUACGGGGACAUUACCGUGGAGAUGAUCUCGGAGGAAGAACAGGAUGACUGGGCCCAUAGACAUUUCCGGAUCAACUACGCUGAUGAGAUGCAGGAUGUGAUGCAUUUUAAUUACACUGCAUGGCCUGAUCACGGUGUACCCACAGCAAAUGCUGCUGAAAGUAUCCUGCAGUUUGUACACAUGGUCCGACAGCAAGCCACCAAGAGCAAAGGCCCCAUGAUCAUUCACUGCAGUGCUGGAGUGGGGCGGACAGGAACCUUCAUUGCUCUGGACAGACUCUUGCAGCACAUUCGGGACCAUGAGUUUGUCGACAUCUUAGGGCUCGUGUCGGAAAUGAGGUCAUACAGGAUGUCUAUGGUACAGACAGAGGAGCAGUACAUUUUUAUCCAUCAGUGUGUGCAGCUGAUGUGGAUGAAGAAGAAGCAGCAAUUCUGCAUCAGUGACGUCAUAUACGAAAAUGUUAGCAAGUCCUAG
This is a messenger RNA of Lepus europaeus (European hare), 3657 nucleotides long. RefSeq names its product protein tyrosine phosphatase receptor type O (gene PTPRO). Gene Ontology annotation, biological process: axon guidance; peptidyl-tyrosine dephosphorylation involved in inactivation of protein kinase activity; negative regulation of canonical Wnt signaling pathway. The transcript has 26 exons. Gene Ontology annotation, molecular function: Wnt-protein binding; protein tyrosine phosphatase activity; cadherin binding. Lineage: Eukaryota; Metazoa; Chordata; Mammalia; Lagomorpha; Leporidae. Gene Ontology annotation, cellular component: glutamatergic synapse; plasma membrane; GABA-ergic synapse. Bases 1 to 3657 code for a protein of 1218 amino acids. The record is from RefSeq and is a predicted model, not a curated record.